This is a messenger RNA of Rhizopus microsporus ATCC 52813, 993 nucleotides long. RefSeq names its product PRTase-like protein. The record is from RefSeq and is a predicted model, not a curated record. Bases 37 to 642 code for a protein of 201 amino acids. The transcript has 2 exons. Gene Ontology annotation, cellular component: cytoplasm. Gene Ontology annotation, biological process: IMP salvage; XMP salvage; hypoxanthine metabolic process. Lineage: Eukaryota; Fungi; Mucoromycota; Mucoromycetes; Mucorales; Rhizopodaceae. Gene Ontology annotation, molecular function: hypoxanthine phosphoribosyltransferase activity.
UCUUUUUUUUUUGGAUUUAUAUCCCACUUGUUUGUCAUGUCCAAAUUACAUAUCAGCUAUAACCAAAUCCAUGAGUCUAUCAGAGACGCUGUUGAGCGUUUCCACAUCAAUGAUACCUUCAAACCUGACCUGAUGAUUGCCAUCGGUGGAGGCGGUUUCAUCCCUGCUCGUAUCCUCCGUACCUUUCUGAAAAAGACAUCCCGUGGAAACAUUCCUAUCCAAGCUAUUGGCCUUUCUCUUUAUGAGGAACUGGGAAAUGAAGAAAGACCGGGUACUCAGGUCCAAAAGACACAAUGGCUCAAUUUCGGUGCAUCUCAUUCUGAAAUUUCUUUGCUCGGCCGUCGUAUCUUAAUUGUAGAUGAAGUCGAUGAUACUCGUCAGACAUUAGCCUUUGCUGUCAAGGAAUUACAAAAGGAUAUUGAAGCUGAGGAAAUUCGUCAUGGUAUGAAGCCUGGUGAAUCGAAUACGGUCCUUGGUGUCUUUGUACUUCACAACAAGUUGAAGCAAAAGAAGCAGGAUUUACCUGAAGAAAUCAAAAAGAAUUAUUUUGCAGCUGUUGAAAUGCCUGAUCAGUGGUUGGUCUAUCCUUGGGAUGCUGUCGAUAUCGAAUCCCAUACUGAGUUGGCGAACAAACACCAAUAAGAAGAACAACGCUGCAGUUCAUUUGUAUCAUAAACCUCUUAUCUCUCGUGCGAGAGAGAUAAAUCAUUAUACUUCAUCAUUAUAUAGACUUUACAAAUAUUAGACUUUUGAUAAUUGUAAGAAAAUAAUAAAGACAUCUUCAAUAUUUGUCCUUUAGCAAACAUGGCUUAUUAUUCAGGGACACUGAGACACCAACAUGAAGUAGUCACAAUUGGUUCCAAGCUCUAAUGACUUGAUCGUCAAUAAAAGAAUUGAUAAAUGAGUCGUGGUUGCUACAAGUUCGAGGGCAUUUGAAAAGAUCUCAGGGCUGGUAACAUUGUCCUACUUUGGUAGUCAACUACUCACUUUGAG